CCCGUUUGGUUCAACUUUUAGAGCCUAAAAGUUGCGUUUUGCAAAACGCUGGCCCAAAAAUUGCGUUUGGUUAUUACAAAACGCAACUUUGGGUCAAAAGUUGCGUUUUAAAAAACGCCCAAAACGCGCAUCAGCCCUUAUGCGAAGCAUCAGGUCCAUUUUCCAAAAGUCUUUGGGCGUUUUGGGGUAUCCGUUGGGGUGAGCAGGCAAUUACGAAAUCACCCUUCAAAUGCUCAUGUCUUCAGAGAUCGCACAGGCAUUUCACUUUGGGUCUCUCUGCUCUGCGCAAGCUCCUUCGUUCCUCUCAUCUCUGUGCUGCUACAAGUAACAACUUUCCGCGCGUAGAGUUUUGAUCAAAAAAACCCCAAGCAACACGGAUCUGCUACCCAAAGCCACCAGCUUAAACCAAUAUGGAUGAUUAUAAUGGUACUCAUGAGAGUGGCCAUUUUAUGGAACUAUUAAUGGAUGGAGAUUACAGAAAUUACUGUGAUGAUUUUGAUGAUGGUGAUUAUAACAAUGUUGACAAUAAUGAUAAUGGUGAUAACAAUGAUGAUGAUGAUGGUGAGAGUAGUGACAGUGAUGAUGACAGUGAUAGUGAUUCUGAUGAUGAUGGUAGUAAUGAUGAUUCUGAUGAAGAGUUUUACCAGCUUGUGGCAGUUACUUGUGAAGCAGUUGUGACAUAUUUCAAUAAGUACAUUAAUAAGACUCCUUGUUAUGAUUCUGAACAAACAGGGUGGGUUUGGGUGAGACGUUGUAUGGAAGGUAAUGAGAAAUUGUGUUACAAUAUGUUUAGAAUGAAAAAGGAGGUGUUUCAUAAUUUGUGUCAAGUUUUACAACAUGAUUAUGGACUUGAACAUACAAGGAAUAUAAGGUUAGAAGAGUCAGUGGCAAUCUGUUUACUGAUACUUGGUCAUGGAACAUGUAACCGAAUGGUUCAAGAAAUAUUUCAGCAUUCAGGUGAAACCAUAAGUAGGCAUUUUGAGAAGAUGAUAACUCUGUUGGGUGCUCGCUUUGCAGCUGCAUAUGUAAAGCCUUCAGAUCCAACUUUUAGUGAAGUUCCAACCAAAAUACAAGACCAUCCAAUUUAUUGGCCACAUUUCAAAGAUUGCAUCGGUGCGAUUGAUGGCACACAUGUGAUGGCGGUUGUACCUACUGAGAAGUCCAUUCCGUACUUUGGAAGAAAGGGAUAUCCAACCCAAAAUGUGAUGGCUGCAUGUGACUUUGAUAUGUUAUUCACAUUUGUUUUGCCUGGAUGGGAAGGUGCAGCACACGACACCUCUAUUUUUCUUGAUACUAUUCGUAAACAAAGUAACAACUUUCCGCACCCACCACCAGGUUUGUGCCAUGGUUAAUCAA
This is a messenger RNA of Quercus robur (English oak), 1356 nucleotides long. RefSeq names its product L10-interacting MYB domain-containing protein-like. NCBI's taxonomy places the organism in Eukaryota, Viridiplantae, Streptophyta, Magnoliopsida, Fagales, Fagaceae. Bases 411 to 1352 code for a protein of 313 amino acids. The transcript has 4 exons. The record is from RefSeq and is a predicted model, not a curated record.